CACCGGAUGGCGAAAGAGUCGCUGCGCGUCGCGGACACCCAGUCCUGGGCCCAUGGCGCCGGCGCAGCGUUGCCCCCUGUGCCGCCAGACCUUCUUCUGUGGUCGCGGACACGUCUACAGUCGCAAGCACCAGCGGCAGCUGAAGGCGGCUUUGGAGCGGCUCCUGCCCCAGGUAGAGGCCGCCCGCAAGGCCACCCGCGCCGCACAGGUGGAGCGCUACGUGCCCGAGCACGAGCGGCGCUGCUGGUGCCCGUGCUGCGGCUGUGAGGUGCGGAAACACCUGAGCCACGGAGACCUGACCGUGCUGCACGGGGGGCUGCUGGAGCAUCUGGCCAGCCCAGAGCACAAGAAAGCAACUAACAGAUUCUGGUGGGAGAACAAGGCUGAGUUCCAAAUGAAAGAGAAGUUUCUGAUCUCCCCCCAGGACUAUGCACGAUUCAAGAAAUCCAUGGUGAAAGGUUUGGAUACCUAUGAGGAAAAGGAAGAUGAGGUGAUCAAAGAGAUGGCAGCUCAGAUCCGUGAGGUGGAGCAAAGCCGGCAGGAGCUGGUUCGGUCCGUCUUAGAGCCUCAGGCAGUGCCAGACCCAGAAGAAGGCUCUUCAGCAUUUGGAAGCUGGAAAGGGACUAACAGUCUAGUGGCUUCCACCUCACAGCAGCCUUCGUACUUGGACCUGCCACCUGCCCCAGCACUUGACUGGAUGGAGACAGGACAACCUUUGACAUUCAUUGGCCAUCAGGAUACACCAGGAAUUGGUAACAUCCACUCAGGUGCUACACCUCCCUGGAUGGUCCAGGAUGAGGAACACAACUCUGUAAACCAACAAAUAGGACCAUCCUAUGAAGAAUUUAUUAAAGAAAAGGAAAAACAGAAAUUGAAGAAACUCCCCCCAGACAGAGUUGGGGCCAACUUUGAUCACAGCUCCAGCACCAGCGUAGGCUGGCUGCCCUCUUUUGGCCGGGUCUGGAAUAACGGACGCCGCUGGCAAUCCAGGUACACAUACAGUGCCAGGACUCCAAACCACUACCCCUUUGGAGAGGUCAGCCUUCAUCCUGCUAACCCUUCAUUUCCUUUCAGACAUCAAUUCAAAACGGAAGCUGCAGCAAGGAACAAACAGUCACAUAAAGAAAAAAAGCCAAUUGUUUCCUGAUAACUUUUCCAACCACCAUAAGGCGUAACGACAAGUCAACAAACCCAUACCUAUUAUUUUCUGUUAACUACUUUUCCUAGGAAAGAGACAUACCCGCCUAUUUGAUUUAAUAAAGUUUUAUUUUCCAAAAUGUA
Molecule: messenger RNA, 1281 nt
Organism: Leptonychotes weddellii (Weddell seal)
Lineage: Eukaryota; Metazoa; Chordata; Mammalia; Carnivora; Phocidae
Source: RefSeq, a predicted model, not a curated record